Molecule: messenger RNA, 1152 nt
Organism: Colletotrichum lupini
Lineage: Eukaryota; Fungi; Ascomycota; Sordariomycetes; Glomerellales; Glomerellaceae
Product: fatty acid desaturase
Exons: 3
Coding region: 1-1152 (383 amino acids)
Biological process (GO): lipid metabolic process
Molecular function (GO): oxidoreductase activity
Source: RefSeq, a predicted model, not a curated record
AUGAAACCAACAGACUAUCCCGAAAUACAGGAUCUUCGAAAAGCUAUACCACCGGGCUGUUCUCUUCCCUGUCUGCAGACCUCUCUCUACUACAUCUCCAGAGACAUCGUGGCGUCAGUAGUGCUAGUUUACUUCGCCUUCAACUACAUCAGAGAAGAUCAACUCGGACAGACUCUGUCCUUCAUAGCUUGGGGAGCAUACUCAUUCCUCCAAGGACUUAUCUGUACUGGGAUCUGGGUACUGGCUCACGAGUGCGGUCAUGGGUCACUCUUUGUCUCGACAAAGCUGAACGACGGAAAUGGAUUUGUACUUCAUUCCUUUCUGAUGGUACCGUACUUUUCCUGGAAGUCCACUCACCGGCGCCAUCAUCGGUUUACCGGGCACGCAACUAGGGAUGUCGCCUUCGUGCCAGCAAUGAAACCAGUCGAUUCUGAUAGAGACAUAUUCUCUCCUUCGGGGACAGCAGCUAUUCGGUUGGCCUCUAAUGCUUUCUUCAAUCUGUCUGCUGGUAAAGACAGUCUCCUGCGAGAUGUUUCUGUAACCGAGCGUUGGCUGAGAGUCAGUCUCUUUGAUCCUUGGAGCUCUGUUUUUAGGGAUAAGAAAGCAUGGAGCGUGUUGGCCUCUGACUGCGGUCUUGGCAUCAUGGGUUGCUUUUUGGGCUGGUGUGGCCAGGAAUUUGGGUCAGAAACCAUGGUUCUUCUAUACCUUCUGCCCUAUCUAUGGGUUAACAAUUGGUUGGGUGUGAGAACCUCUCAAAUUCUCCAACAGGUGGAGGCUUUUGGGGCGAUUUCAGUUAAUAUCAAAGCAGUUGCCAUCACCUAUCUCCAACAUAACCAUCCCCAAGUGCCUCACUAUACCGAUGAGGGGUGGAACUUCACCAAAGGGGCUCUAUCAGCAAUCGACAGAGACUUCGGCUUUGUCGGGAGGCACUUCUUUCAUCUAAUCAUAGACAGACAUGUGGUCCAUCACCUAUUUCCCCACAACUGCUAUCAAGCCACUAUUGGGGGGCUUAAACCAUUACGAAGGCAGGAGUUUUCUGGGUCAGCUAUGGUAUCAGUCUUGCACACUGAAGUAUAUAGAAAACGACCCCAAUCGUCCCGGCUAUACCCGAUGGACGUUGGAAGUGGAAAAUUUGGCGUUGGCAUUUGGUGA